Molecule: messenger RNA, 5923 nt
Organism: Varanus komodoensis (Komodo dragon)
Lineage: Eukaryota; Metazoa; Chordata; Lepidosauria; Squamata; Varanidae
Gene: THSD7A
Product: thrombospondin type 1 domain containing 7A
Exons: 28
Coding region: 280-5208 (1642 amino acids)
Source: RefSeq, a predicted model, not a curated record
GCUGAUGGAAACUGCUACUACCCACUGAAUGGGGGAGAGUGAAGUAACAACCACAGUACCAGCAGCCGCAGCACCAGCAGCAGUGGCGGCAGCAAGCAAGGGCUCUAUUGUUCCCUGGUGUUAAACAGUUUUUCCUUUUCAACUGGCAUGCACAAUAGCUGGCAAGCCAUUUCCCUUCUGCCCGCCCUGUGAAGAAAUUCAGAAGGGGAGAGAGAUCACUCACGCAAGGGUUAUCUAUUGUGCGGCAGAUUUUGACACUGAAGCAGGCUUCUGGAAGGCAUGGGGCUGAGAGAGAGGAACACAGCUUUAGCCGGUGGUCCAGGGACUUCUGCGCUUUCAAGCAAGUGGAUUGGAGUUCUUGCGCUUCUCAUGUUUGGAAUCCAGGGAGCUAAGACACAAAGUGAAUUUGAAACUUCAUCUGUGUAUUUAUGGAAGACGGGUCCAUGGGGCUGGUGUAUGGGAGACGAGUGUGGCCCCGGAGGAACCCAAAUGCGAGCCAUCUGGUGCGCUCACGUGGAAGGCUGGACCACGCUGCUCACAAACUGCAAGCAGGCAGAGAGGCCUGACAACCAGCAGAGCUGCUUCAAGGUUUGCGACUGGCACAAGGAACUGUACGACUGGCAACUGGGCGACUGGAAUCGUUGCCAGCCAGUUCUUUCGCGAAUCGCCGAGAAACCAGCUGAGUGUAUCCGAGGGGAAGAAGGGAUUCAGAGGAGGGACAUCACUUGUGUCCAAAAGUCCAAUGGUGUGGCAGUCGAGGACAGAAUAUGUGAGUAUUUUGAGCCCAAGCCUCAGCUGGAACAGGGGUGCCUCAUUCCAUGCAGGCAGGAUUGCAUUGUGUCCGAGUUCUUGGCCUGGUCGGAAUGUUCCAAGAGCUGCGGCAAAGGGCUAAGAUACCGCUUCCGCCACAUAGUGGCCCCUCCUCAGUAUGGGGGCUCUGCCUGCCCUAACCUGACGGACUUCCAGGUAUGCAGCUCCUCCCCGUGUACCACAGAAGAAAGCAUGUAUAGCUUGAGCAUGGGGCCAUGGAGCACCUGUUCAGUGCCCCACACACGGCACACAAGGCAGGCAAGGAAACGUGGGAAGAACAAAGAAAAGGACAAGGACAAGGAGAAAGCAAUAAAGGAUCCAGAGGCCCGUGAGCUUAUUAAGAAGAAGAGGAAUCGUAACAGACAGAACAGACAGGAGAACAAAUAUUGGGACAUACAAAUUGGAUAUCAGACAAGACAGGUGAUGUGCACUCACAGGAAUGGAAAGACCGUUGCCUUGAGCUUUUGUGAACAAGAGAAGUUGCCAAUUACGUUCCAGUCUUGUGUGAUCCCAAAAGAAUGCCAGGUGUCAGAAUGGUCAGAAUGGAGCCCAUGUUCCAAAACAUGUUUUGAUAUGACAUCCCCUAAAGGUAAUCGUACAAGAACACGGAUCAUUAAGCAGUUUCCUAUUGGCAGUGAAAAUGAGUGUCCAGAGCUAGAAGAAACAGAGGAGUGCAUGUCUCAAGGAGAUGGCGUGGCUCCAUGUAUCACGUAUGGCUGGAGAACCACUGAGUGGACAGAAUGUCGCAUUGACCCUUUACUUAGUCAACAGGAUAAGCGACGAGGAAAUCAAACUGCUCUUUGCGGAGGUGGCAUUCAGACUCGGGAGGUAUACUGUGUGCAAGCUAAUGAAAAUCUCCUCUCCUAUUUAAAUACUCUCAAAGAAAAGGAAGCAUCCAAACCUGUGGACUGGAAACUGUGCACAGGUUCUAUUCCUAGCACAACCCAGUUGUGCCAUAUCCCGUGUCCCAUAGAGUGUGAGGUGUCCGCCUGGUCAGCUUGGGGACCAUGCACAUUUGAAAGCUGCGAUGACCAACAAACCAAAAAAGGUUUUAAACUAAGGAAACGCCACAUCACGAAUGAACCCACAGGAGGCACUGGUAAUUGCCCUCAUCUGCUUGAAGCCAUCCCAUGUGAAGAACCUUCUUGCUAUGACUGGAGGAUAGAAAGACUAGAGGAAUGCAUUCCAGAUAAUGAGAAGGAGUGUGGGCCUGGUACGCAGGUUCCGCAGGUGGUCUGUAUCAACAGUGAUGGAGAAGAGGUUGAUAGACAGCUGUGCAGAGAUGCUAUCUAUCCAGUCCCCAUUGUCUGUGAAGAUCCAUGCCCAAAGGAUUGUGUACUCAGCACGUGGUCUGGAUGGUCCUCCUGCUCACACACCUGUUCAGGCAAAAACACGGAAGGAAAACAGAUGCGUGCCCGCUCUAUCUUGGCAUAUGCAGGUGAAGGUGGACUUCAGUGCCCGAAUAGCAGCAUGCUGCAGGAAACACGCAACUGCAAUGAACAUUCAUGUACUGUGUACCAUUGGCAAACAGGACCUUGGGGUCAGUGCAUAGAAGAUGUUUCUGUGUCAUCAUUCAACUCUUCGACUGGCUGGAAUGGAGAGGCAACCUGUGCAGUUGGAAUGCAAACCAGAAAAGUCAUCUGCGUGAGGGUCAAUGUGGGACAAGUUGGACCCAAAAAGUGUCCUGAAAGCCUUCGCCCUGAGACGGUGAGACCAUGCUUGCUCCCCUGUAGGAAGGACUGCAUUGUGACCCCGUACAGCGAUUGGACGCCAUGCCCUUCAUCAUGUCAGGAAGGGGACGUGGCCAUCACAAAACAGUCUCGACAUCGUGUCAUCUUGCAGCUUCCUGCAAAUGGUGGCCGCGACUGCCCGGACACGUUGUAUGAGGAAAAGGAUUGUGACCCUCCUCGUGUCUGCUUGUUUUACAGAUGGAAGACACACAAAUGGCGCAGGUGUCAACUUGUACCGUGGUAUAUUCGCCAAGACAGCCCCGGUGCUCAGGAGACCUGUGGUCCUGGUCUACAAGCAAGAGCUAUAACGUGUCGUAAACAGGAUGGUGGACAGACUGACAUCAGCGAAUGCCUUAAGAAUGCAGGCCCUUUGCCAUCCUUAACACAGCUCUGCCAGAUCCCUUGUCAAGACGACUGUCAGUUCACAAGCUGGUCCAAGUUCUCUUCUUGUACUGGGGACUGUGGAGCUGUCAGGACAAGGAAGCGCUUUCUCAUUGGAAAAAGCAAGAAGAGGGAGAAAUGCAAAAAUCCUCAGCUGUAUCCGCUGAUGGAGACUCAGUUUUGCCCCUGUGACAACUAUAAUGCCCAGCCUGUGGGAAACUGGUCAGACUGUAUUUUACCAGAGGGCAAGGUGGACGUACUGCUGGGAAUGAAAGUACAAGGUGACAUCAAAGAAUGUGGGCAAGGCUACCGUUACCAAGCCAUGGCCUGCUAUGACCAAAACAGCAGACUCGUCGAAACAGCACGAUGCAACAGCCAUGGGUACAUCGAAGAAGCUUGCAUCAUUCCUUGCCCAUCAGACUGCAAGCUUAGUGAGUGGUCCAGCUGGUCCCGCUGUAGUAAAUCCUGUGGCAGUGGUGUAAAGGUCAGGUCGAAAUGGCUCCGGGAGAAGCCCUACAAUGGUGGAAGGCCAUGCCCCAAGUUGGAUCAUGUCAACCAGGCUCAGGUAUAUGAGGUAGUCCCUUGCCACAGUGACUGCAGCCAGUACGUAGGAGUCACUGAACCAUGGAGUGUGUGCAAAGUCACCAAUGUGGACUUAAAGGAGAAUUGUGGAGAGGGUGUACAGACCAGAAAAGUGAGGUGUAUGCAAAACACUGUGGAUGGUCCUUCAGAUACUGUUGAAGAUUACCUAUGUGACCAAGAAGAAAUGCCUAUUGGUGCUAGAAAAUGUACAUUGCCGUGCCCAGAGGAUUGUGUUAUGUCUGAAUGGGGCCAGUGGUCUAGGUGUCCCUUGCCAUGUAAUGGAAGCAAUGUGAGGGAACGGUCAGCAGAAGCCAUGAGGCAAUCCCAAGGAGGAAAGGCAUGUCCUGCUACUGUGGAAACCGAGCUCUGCAGCCUGAACAAAAAUUGUUUCCACUAUGAUUACAAUGUGACAGACUGGAGUACAUGCCAGCUCAGUGAGAAAGCUGUCUGUGGUAAUGGGAUCAAAACAAGAAUGCUUGAUUGUGUCCGCAGUGAUGGCAAGUCAGUGGACUUGAAGUACUGUGAAGAGCUCGGCUUGGAAAAGACCUGGCACAUGAAUACAUCCUGUGUGGUGGAGUGUCCAGUGAAUUGUCAGCUUUCUGACUGGUCUCCAUGGUCUGAAUGCUCUCAGGCUUGUGGCCUAGCUGGAAAGAUGAUACGAAGGAGAACAGUUAUUCAACCUUUCCAAGGUGAUGGGAGACCUUGUCCUUCUCAAAUGGAGCAAUUCAAGCCUUGUCCUGUGAAACCUUGUUAUCGAUGGCAGUAUAGUCACUGGGCCGAAUGCAAAGUUGAGGAUGCUCAGUGCGGAGAGGGGACAAAAGUCAGAAACAUUUCUUGUGUUGUUUAUGAUGGAUCCAGUGAGGACAUUGGCAAAAUAGUAGAUGAAGAUUUUUGUGGGGAAAUAGAGCCUGUUGUUGACGGCCACAAGAAAAUUGUGCUUGAGGAAACCUGCACUCUGCCUUGCCCAGGUGAUUGUUACUUAAAGGAGUGGUCAGAAUGGAGCCUUUGCCAGCUGACCUGUUUAAAUGGUGAAGACCUUGGCUUUGGAGGAAUACAGGUUCGAUCACGUGCAGUGGUAAUUCAGGAUCUAGAGAACCAGCAUCCCUGUCCGGAGCAGGUACUGGACACCAGGCAAUGUAAUGAUGGCCAGUGUUACGAGUACAAUUGGAUGGCCAGCCCAUGGAAAGGAUCUUCUCGGACUGUCUGGUGCCAAAGGUCAGAUGGUUUGAAUGUGACAGGAGGCUGCUUAGUGAUGCGCCAACCAGACGCUGACAGGUCAUGUAAGCCACCAUGCAGCCCACCCUAUUCUUACUGUAGUGAGACGCGAACAUGUGUUUGUGAAGAAGGGUACACAGAAGUGAUGGCCUCUGAUGGCACACUUGAGCAAUGCACGCUCAUCCCAGUGGUAGCCAUCCCGACAGUGGAGGACAAAAAGGGAGAUGUGAAAACCAGUCGAGCUGUGAACCCCACACAGCCAUCUAGUACCCCUUCGGGACGAGGAAGAACUUGGUUCCUUCAGCCUUUUGGACCAGAUGGGAAGCUGAAGACCUGGGUUUAUGGUGUAGCUGCUGGUGCAUUUGUUUUGCUCAUCUUUAUUAUUUCUAUGAUCUACCUAGCCUGCAAAAAGCCAAAGAAGCCUCAGAGAAGACAGAACAACCGUCUGAAACCUUUAACGCUGGCUUAUGAUGGAGAUGCGGACAUGUAAAAUAAUGACUUCCCAUUGACUUUAGUCUCUUGAAAUUGUAGUGUUCAGAAACAGCAUGUACAUUGUGUACAUUACAGAGCAGAUGUUACACCACAAGGAAAAAAAAGACUUCACAACGGCCAUGGAUGUUCCCAGAAACAUGCUUUGUUUUUGACCAUCAGUCAGUACAGCAAAGUCUGGUGGCAAGUUUCUGUUGUAAGCACAGCAGCUAGAAAUCUUAAUGUGGCCUUCCUUUGAAACAUAUUAACUGUAAAGCCACGCGUGUCUCCAGCUCACUGUACGUGACCUAAUAUCUGAGAUUUAAUGCCAGAACUCUCUGCUGCAUUAACCAAGUAUACUCAGUAAGCAUGAAGAGAUCAUACCAAGUUGUCUAUAAUGUUUUAUGUACAACCUAUAUACUCGGUUGCACCAUAUGUAUGAAUCUGUCAAAUGAUAUACGGGCUGAAGAGCAUUUUAAUGCUUGGCAACUUGUUAACUUUAACUGAGAAUAACAACCCACUGAGCCAGAUUAGCAUUUUGGCAGUGGAAGGUGGUUUUUCUUAACCUGCCUUCCUAGUGUGAAGGCUUGCAAAAGACUCUGUUCUUUUUACCAGUUCCAGGUACUAAAGCGCCAUACAUACCCUUAUCAAGGAGAGAAGCAUUUUCAGGUUCAAUAUUUUAUAGAGGUUGUCUGGAAAUUAAUAUCCAUGUGUACUAACUUUUUACUUUCUCUAAC